AUGUGCCCACCACCCGCUGCCGGGCCGCCCUUUGCAUCAGAGCACCAGCUGAACUGGGACCUGGACAACAACGGGCCUCUCACCCAAUGUUUGCCCGGCUACCCUUGUAUCCUGCUCCAGGAUCGACGCAAGCUGUGGGAGUUCCUCGACCAGGAAUUCUGUUCGAAGGACCUAAACCAGAUGGCGAGCAGGCUGUGGUGGAUGUCAAAACAAGACAGCGCCAACAUCUCCCUGCUCCACCGGCAACUGGUUAAACAGCGCGCUGUCAUUGUCACCGAGGAUCCCAAGCUGCAUCUAGUCUGGAUCCACAACCAAAUCUUCAUCAAGCCACUGCCCCGGUACAUCGUCUCGUAUGCAUUCUGGCGGGACUACAUGGGUGAUGAUGGCAAAGAUGCCCACGAUAUCCACAGGGCAGCCUUGGGCUAUCUCCGUACAUGGCUGUACCUGGUGAGGUACGAGUCCGACUUUCGCAUCGCCUAA
Molecule: messenger RNA, 480 nt
Organism: Anthostomella pinea
Lineage: Eukaryota; Fungi; Ascomycota; Sordariomycetes; Xylariales; Xylariaceae
Source: the annotation of a GenBank genome assembly